Punica granatum (pomegranate) is the source of this 1206-nucleotide messenger RNA. The record is from RefSeq and is a predicted model, not a curated record. Lineage: Eukaryota; Viridiplantae; Streptophyta; Magnoliopsida; Myrtales; Lythraceae.
AUGGCCCCGUUGAAAAUAAAAGAAAAUGUCAAAGAUCAGAGAGGAGCACAUUUCCAUAAUGAACGAGCGCGUCCUAUUGGUUUGACUUCUCCAUCUAACGACCGCAGCAGUCAGCAAACCGUUGACUCCGACCAUUAUAAGUACCAAACCUUCCCAUUUCGACAUUCCCAUAACCAAACCAAACAUCAUUGGAUCUAUCCCCUUAACAUGAGAAACAUCCUCCUAACGAUUGCCCUGGUCGGGUUCCUAGCCGGAGCACUGUCCAGUAGGGCGGCAGCCCAGAACUGUGGCUGCGCCUCAGACCAGUGCUGCAGCCAGUGGGGAUACUGUGGCACCGGGAAUGACUACUGUGGCACGGGAUGCAAGUCCGGGCCGUGCUAUGCUGCUCCUGCGACUAACACUGUGUCGGUUCCCGAUAUAGUCACCGAUGAGUUCUUCAAUGGGAUAAUCGCACAGGCAGCUGACAGCUGUGUCGGGAAGAGCUUCUACUCGAGGCAGGCGUUUCUGGAUGCUCUGGAGAGUUACCCUCAGUUCGGCAGGACGGGGUCAGUGGAUGAUUCCAAGCGUGAGAUCGCUGCUUUCUUCGGUCAGGUCACACAUGAGACUGGACAUUUCUGUUACAUCGAGGAGAUAGACGGUCCGUCCAAGGACUACUGCGACGAGAAUAACACACAGUACCCCUGCAACCCCAGCAAGGGCUACUAUGGACGGGGACCCAUCCAAUUGUCCUGGAACUUCAACUACGGGCCUGCUGGGGAGAGCAUCGGGUUUGACGGGCUCAAUGCCCCGGAGAAGGUCGCGGAUGACCCUGUGAUAUCCUUUAGGACGGCAUUGUGGUACUGGAUGGAGCACGUCCACUCUGUAUUAGGCCGAGGGUUUGGAGCCACGAUUAGGGCAAUAAACGGGGCCCUUGAGUGCGAUGGUAAGAACCCGGAAACUGUUCAACGCCGGGUCGGGUAUUACACUCAGUACUGUCAACAACUUGGUGUUGAUCCUGGGGACAAUCUCACUUGCUAAGCUUCUUUUUAUUAUCUAAAAUCUCUGAUCUUUGCUUUUGCUUUAGAAAUAAUGAAUAAUGAAUUAAUCGGCUGCUGGAAGCUGUGAUAAGACCUUCUAUCAGACUCGAUUUGUAAUAAUUAUAUUUUGCUUCAUCGGCCUUUAGCCAACAAUAAUUUUUCAAUGCUCAUUCAGUAGAAAUUUUCUAUA